GUUAUGGGGGGAUGGAAGGUUAAGAAAGAGGUUCCUAUGGCAUGUUGCAUGGGUUGAAUUGGUACUGUAGGUGGGUCAGUUGAAGUACUUGAGAAAUAGCAACCUGCUUUUGGUAGAUGGAAUGAAUUAGAGUGGUUGUAUGGAUAGUCGGUCAAGAUGGAAUUGGUGGCGGUAGAAAGACUGAGGGAAUGGGUUGGAGGGAAGGAGGCUGGGCACCAUCUUUCUUCUAGCUCUCUUCCAAAGAGGAACGGUACUUCUCCAGUUCAUCACAAACACCUGAGAAAGCAAGCAAACUUACAGUUCCCAGAGUAACAUAAAUAGGUAAUAUAUAUCCUCAUCUGAAAGUAAUUUCCAAAAUAUUAAUUAGAUUCAUAUGUUUUUACUUUUUCAAUUUUAAUAAACCUUAAGUUUGUCUGCAGUCAGAGAUGGGAUGGUCCUGUUCCUUUCAAAUAAACACUUCCAGUCCUGUUUGUUAUAAAACAUGCCCAACUGUAAUGGGCUGUGGGAAUAACCUUGAGGAAGAAAAGGAAGAGCCACAGGCAAGGCAAUGGUCAGUUUUGAUAGAUGUUCCUUCUCAGAGACCUGCAGCAGGCAUCUUGCUGAAAUCCUCAGGAAGAACCAGAGUUUGAGAGAGUUAAAUUUGGCGUUUGACCAUACAGAUGACAGAGCAGUGGAACUGCUGUGUGAGGAGCUAAAACAUCCAGACUGUAAAGUAGAGAAACUAAGGCUUCAUGGAGAAUUCUGUGCUGAUUCCUUCAGCAGGCCUCUUGCAGAAAUAGUCAGCAAAAAUCAGAGCUUGAGAGGGUUACAUUUGUCCUUCCGCAACUCAGAUGACAGAGCAGUGCAAAUGCUGUGUGAGGGGCUCAAACAUCCAGACUGUAAACUAGAGGAACUAUCGCUUGAUGAAAUACUCCUGACCGGAACCUCUGACAUGCAUUUUGCAGAGGUACUCAGCAAAAAUCAGAGCUUGAGAGGGUUACAUUUGUCCUUCCGCAACUCAGAUGACAGAGCUGUGGAAAUGAUGUUUGACGGGCUGAAACAUCCAGACUGUAAAGUGGAGAUACUAUUUCUUGAGGGACAAUUCCUUUCUGAAUACUGCACCAGGUGUCUUGCAGAAAUACUCAGGAAAAAUUGGAGAUGCAGAAUGUGUGAAUUUUCCUUCAUGAACUCAUAUGACAGAGCUGUGGAAGUGCUGCAUGAAGAAGUGAAACAUCCAGACUGUAAAGUAGAGAUACUAUUGCUUGAUGGAGAAUUCCAUGGUGAAUCCAGCAGCAGGCAUUUUGCAGAAGUACUCAGCAAAAACCAGAGACUGAGACAGUUAAAAUUGUACAUUGAGGACGCAAAUGAAAGAGCAGUGGAAAUACUGUGUGAGGGCCUGAAACAUCCAGACUGUAACGUUGAGAAACUGAUCCUUGGUGGACAAUUACUCACUGUAUCCUGCAGCAGACAUUUUGCAGAAGUACUCGGCAAAAAUCAGAGACUGAGAGACUUAGAAUUGUCCUUCUACGAAGCAAAUGAAAGAGCAGUGGAACUGCUGUGUGAGGGGCUGAAACAUCCAGACUGUAAAGUAGAGAAACUCAGGCUUGGUGGAGAAUUCCAUGGUGAAUCUGGCAGCAGGCAUUUUGCAGAAGUACUCAGCAAAAACCAGAGAUUGAGACAGUUAAUAUUGUCCUUCUACAAUGCAAAUGAAAGAGCAGUGGAAAUACUGUGUGAGGGCCUGAAACAUCCAGACUGUAAAGUUGAGAAACUGACGCUUGGUGGAGAAUUCCAUGGUGAAUCUGGCAGCAGGCAUUUUGCAGAAGUACUCGGCAAAAAUCAGAGACUGAGAGACUUAGAAUUGUCCUUCUACGAAGCAAAUGAAAGAGCAGUGGAAAUCCUGUGUGAGGGGCUGAAACAUCCAGACUGUAAAGUUGAGAAACUGACGCUUGAUGGAAGAUUCCUGACUGAAUUCUGCGGCACACCUUUUGCAGAAAUACUCAGUAAAAACCUGGGACUGAGACAGCUAAGAUUGUCCUUCUACAACGCAAAUGAAAGAGCAGUGGAAAUACUGUGUGAGGGCCUGAAACAUCCAGACUGUAAAGUAGAGAAACUGAUGUUUGGUGGAAAAUUCCAUGGUGAAUCCUGCAGCAGGCAUGUUGCAGAAGUACUCAGCAAAAAUCAGAGAUUGAGAGACUUAGAAUUGUCCUUCUACGAUGCAAAUGAAAGAGCAGUGGAAAUCCUGUGUGAGGGGCUGAAACAUCCAGGCUGUAAAGUAGAGAAACUAUCGCUUGAUGGAAGAUUCCUGGCCAAAUCCGGUGGAAGGCCGUUUUCAGAAAUACUCAGCAAAAAUCAGAGACUGAAAGAAUUAACAAUUUCCCUCUACGAUAGAGGGGACAGAGCAGUGGAAAUGCUAUGUGAGGGGCUGAAACAUCCAGAUUGUAAAGUUGAGAAACUGAC
Molecule: messenger RNA, 2436 nt
Organism: Python bivittatus (Burmese python)
Lineage: Eukaryota; Metazoa; Chordata; Lepidosauria; Squamata; Pythonidae
Source: RefSeq, a predicted model, not a curated record